Molecule: messenger RNA, 857 nt
Organism: Cuscuta campestris
Lineage: Eukaryota; Viridiplantae; Streptophyta; Magnoliopsida; Solanales; Convolvulaceae
Source: the annotation of a GenBank genome assembly
UCACUAACUGAUUUUUUUACUUAUAAUAAAUUAAAACUUUGAUUGUUAAUUCGAGUAUGUCUUGGGAAAAUAUUCGCCAAGAAAUUCAAUCACAUUAUACGGCAGAUGGUUACGGGAUUUUAUCGAUGAAAUUGAUGGGCAUCGAGAGUGAUAGGUUAUGGGAAAUAUUUUUCCAAAAGGCCAUUCCCUUGGGUUUACUGGAAGUAUACAUCGACAGUGAUCGUGCGGGUGGAGACGAGGCCGGUCCAUCGAGACGUGUUGAUCGUGAUCGGUUGCGGAGGGAGACGAUUGCAGAUGAAGUUAUUAACAACCCUGACUCUGAUGAUGAUGAAGAGUACAUUCCUUUAGACGACGACAUUGACACAGAAGAACAUUGGAUCCGUGAAAUGGAAGCUGAAGCUGGUGAACGGGGAAUUUCUUAUAAGUCUAAUGGCCCUCUUGCAAUAGGAACUGUAGUCGAUGUUGUCUAUGCAACCGAACCGCCAAACCUUAAUGCCACGCCUGAAGAGACCUCGCGCUUUAAGUAUGCAUUUUUGGCGUUCGCCGCGGCAAUACAUGGAUUACAAUACUGCACGCCUGUAGUGACGGUGGACGGAACUCAUUUGUACGGAAAGUACAAUGGUCAUCUCCUUCUUGCGGUUGCAAUGAAUGGUAAUCGUGAAAUCUUUCCUCUGGCUUAUGCGGUUGUUGACAGAGAAACAUGUGAGAGUUGGACUUGGUUUUUUGCCUUCUUGUUCAGAGGGUUAUCGGCUCACAACAAGCCUGUAUUAUUUCUGACAGACAUAUUGGAAUCAUUAACUCCUAUCGUGACCUUCCAGAACUACAGACCGAAUUGAUAAUGAAACGUUUUUGUCUUC